Molecule: messenger RNA, 1039 nt
Organism: Andrographis paniculata
Lineage: Eukaryota; Viridiplantae; Streptophyta; Magnoliopsida; Lamiales; Acanthaceae
Product: EID1-like F-box protein 3
Exons: 1
Coding region: 42-872 (276 amino acids)
Molecular function (GO): protein binding
Source: RefSeq, a predicted model, not a curated record
UCAAAUCGAAUCUGGUCUGGAUAGCGUCUUCCGAUCGAGAAAUGAACGGCGCCCCGACGGGGAAUUCGAGCCGAGUCCAGAAACUCGGCGAACCGGCCGAGGCGGGCAUCCUCGACGAGCGAAUUCUGCUGCUGCUAUUCGAGUACAUGAGAUGGGACAUUCCGACGCUCUGCCGUACGUCCGCCGUCAACCGGAAGCUCCAGGCGGUGGCGAAGCGCCUCCUCUGGCGGGAGCUCUGCCGGCGGCGGGCGCCGCGGAUGACGUCAGUGCUGACGGAGAGCGGCCGGAUGACCGGCGGCUGGGACGCUUUGGGGAAGCUGCUGUUCUUCUGCGGCGGUUCGGAGUUCAGACCGGGUCAGGCGACUCCGGGUCAUUUUGCCGAGUCGACUCGGUUUUCGAAGACCUCCGGUCGGAGCUUUCUGGCGAAGAGCUGCGGCGGCGACGUGCUUUACGUUAGCGACCCGUGCGAGCACCGAGUCCGUUCGGCGGCGGAGGCGGACGACGUCGGGGUGUACCGGGGGGUGUUUGGGGGGUUUAUGAAGUCGCGGACGCGGCAGUGUUUGAUACGGCGGCGCGUGGAGCUGGAGGCGGUGCUGCGGUGUCCGUACUGCGGGGCACGUGUUUGGAGCAUGACGUCGGCGCGGCUUAUAGCGAGGAGGAGCGCGGCGCGGCGGCUGGGGUCGAGGGAUGAUGAGCUGGAGUACUUUGUGUGCUUGAAUGGCCACUUGCACGGCACGUGCUGGCUGGCGGCUCUGUCUUCCGACGACGGCGGCGGCGUUUCCGAUGAUCGGAUAGACGGGGAAGAAGAUGAUGGCAGCCAGCAGAGUGGAGACGACGACAACGAUGUACAUGCCACUGGGAAGCAUCAUUAACAACAAGCAAGACCUAAUUAAUAAAAUAAUAAAAAAGUGGUAGAGUAAAUAGAAAAUAAUAAUGAGAAAAAUAUUAUUAUUAUUUGUUAAAAUAAAAGUAAUAAUAGAUAAAAUAUUUUAUUAUAAAUAGAAUGUAUAUAAAUUUUACAGAGAAUAAAAAAAUAAAU